Fonsecaea erecta is the source of this 1512-nucleotide messenger RNA. RefSeq lists its product as hypothetical. Gene Ontology annotation, cellular component: cytoplasm. Bases 1 to 1512 code for a protein of 503 amino acids. The record is from RefSeq and is a predicted model, not a curated record. Gene Ontology annotation, biological process: 'de novo' NAD+ biosynthetic process from L-tryptophan. Lineage: Eukaryota; Fungi; Ascomycota; Eurotiomycetes; Chaetothyriales; Herpotrichiellaceae. Gene Ontology annotation, molecular function: indoleamine 2,3-dioxygenase activity; metal ion binding; heme binding. The transcript has 2 exons.
AUGCUUCCUCCGAUUCCCAGGGUCGAAGACUAUGGCAUCUCCCCAGAAAAAGGCUUCCUCCCUUCCGAGCUGCCCCUCCACUGCCUGUCGCACCCUGUGUACGACCGCUGGGAGCGGAUCAUCAACAACUUCCAGUCGUUGUUGCUGUCGAAAAGAUUAAGAGCUGUCAUCGAUAAAUUGCCCGUCAUCCCCGCAGUACACCUUGAGAACGAGGCCGAAUGGCGCAGAGCAUAUACUGUUUUGACAUUUUUGGCGCAUGGCUACAUCUGGGGCGGGGAUAAACCUUCAGAGCGAUUGCCGCCAUCGAUCACCUACCCUCUCCUACAAGUGUCUGAAUAUCUGGAGCUCCCUCCAGUCGCCACCUACGCUGGGCUGGUCCUGUGGAAUUGGAAACCGCUUUUCUUUGCCGACCAUCUCGCCUUGGAAAACCUAUCCACUUUGCUCACCUUCACAGGUUCGCUGGACGAACAGUGGUUUUACCUGGUCAGUGUGGCCAUGGAGGCAAAAGGAGGCCCCUCAAUACCCCUCAUGCUGAAGGCGAUCCAAGCUGCCCGAGACAAUGAUGUGGAAACAGUCACAAAAUCUCUCCAGUCAUUUGCCCAAACGCUGGACGAACUGGGCACGCUGCUAGUGAGGAUGUACGACAGCUGCGACCCCCACGUGUUCUAUAACCGCAUCAGGCCGUUUCUGGCAGGAAGCAAAAACAUGAAAGACGCUGGUCUACCACACGGCGUGUUUUACGACGAUGGCAGCAGGCAAUCAAGGUGGCGGCAAUACGGCGGCGGCUCCAAUGCGCAAAGCAGCAUGAUCCAGUUUUUCGACAUUGUGCUCGGGGUCGAGCACAGACCUACCGGGUCCAAAAAGGACGAGACCUCGGAAUCGGAGGCCGAACCAGGAGCAGCCCCCAAACCCCGACACAACUUCAUUCACGAGAUGAGACAGUACAUGCCUGGGCCCCAUCGAAGGUUUUUGCAAGCGGUGGAAGGAGUGGCUAAUAUUCGAGAUUUCGUCGAGUACAACAAAUCGAAUCAACAGUUGACGGUAUCAUAUGACGCAUGUCUUGCCAUGCUUCGAGCUCUUCGAGACAAGCAUAUCCAGAUGGUUUCGAGGUACAUCAUCGUCAAAAGCCGAGAAUCUAGGAGCAUGUCGAGGUCACGCAGAGAGAGCAGUCCUGAGCCGAUCCCUCGAGGUGGAACGGGAAUUGCUUCGAUUCGAUAUGGCCGGCCUGAAGAAGCGGGAACCGCGCAGAAGAAGAAGAAGAUGCGUGGGACUGGUGGAACUGCAUUGAUCCCAUUCUUGAAACAAGCCAGGGACGAGACUGGUGAACCAGCAAUCGACGCAUGGGCCCGCAAACUCCUCAUGGGAGGUCGCCGCACCGAAGCCGACGCCGAAAUUGCGUUCGAGGAUAGGAUUACUCGAGCUGAAAAUCUGGAUGCAGAUGAACCGCAGAUUGUCGGCAUGGCCGGUGCUUGGGAUUUGGAAGACUCAGGUGGUGGUCUCUGCGCCUAUUGA